UCUCUCUCUCUCUCUGUUUUUUUUCCCUCCCUGUGGCUGUUCCUUAUGCAUCUCACACAACUCAACAGAGAGUGUUUGCUGCACCUCUUCUCUUUUCUGGACAAAGACAGUCGUCGGAGUCUGUCUCUGACGUGCCUGAGUCUUCGUGAGGUUUUCUUAGACUCUCACCUGUGGUCUUUGCUACAUUUCAGUUCCCCGAGCGAACUGCGGAAAAAUAAUUUUGUGCUGGGCCCCUCUCUCAGGCACUUGGCUAUACACUGGCAUUCCAGUCGCGUUCAAGUAUGUAACAUCGAGGACUGGAUGAAGACCAUGUUCCAGAAAGAUCUCUGCAGGAAGCAUGAGAGAUUGGUCAGCGAUUUUUUGGCUCGUGUGUGCCAGCUAUGUCCAAACCUGUUGUCCUUGAGCUUAUCAGGCUGUGGACACGUCUCGGACCAGGAUGUCAUCAGCGUGCUGCAGAGCUGUCAAUGGCUACGCAAACUGCAUCUGGAAAAUUGUUCCCGGAUGACGGACUCAGUCCUGCAGGCUGUAGUGGCUCACGGCGGGAGCCUGACCGAGGUACGAGUGGACUUCUGCAGGAAUGUCACCCGGGCCGGGCUGCAGGCCGUCAGGAACAGGAAACCCUGCGUGAAACUGAGUGCAGUGCACAGUGCUGGGAUGAUCCCUGACAGUAAACCUGAGGAGAAAGUGCAGAUAAAGAGAACCCUGCAGAAGCUACUGCUGUUCUCUUAA
Molecule: messenger RNA, 729 nt
Organism: Chanos chanos (milkfish)
Lineage: Eukaryota; Metazoa; Chordata; Actinopteri; Gonorynchiformes; Chanidae
Gene: fbxl22
Product: F-box and leucine-rich repeat protein 22
Exons: 3
Coding region: 46-729 (227 amino acids)
Cellular component (GO): cytoplasm
Source: RefSeq, a predicted model, not a curated record